Symbiodinium pilosum is the source of this 1800-nucleotide messenger RNA. NCBI's taxonomy places the organism in Eukaryota, Dinophyceae, Suessiales, Symbiodiniaceae. The record is from the annotation of a GenBank genome assembly.
GCCUUGGGCAAGGAGUUCUUACCCAAGGGCGCGAAUGUUCUCCUAGGUCCUGGGCUGAAUGUUCACCGCGUAGCGCGUGGUGGCCGCAACGUUGAGUAUCUCUCCGGCGAGUCACCAUAUCUUGGCGCACGUCUUGUCAAAGGCUACAUCGAGGGCGUCCAUGCCCAGAACGUGCUGACAGUCAUGAAGCAUUUCAUCACCAACAACCAGGAGACCAACAGAAACACUGUCAACUCCAUCGUGGAUGAGCGGACCCUGUGGGAGGUCUACUACCCGCCCUUCGUGGCCUCCGUGGAAGCAGGCUGCCUGCAGGCCAUGUGCUCCUACAACAUCGUCAACGGUGUCCAUGCAUGUAGCAGCCCAGAUCUCCUACUGGAAGAUCUGAAAACGGCCAUGGGCUACAAGGGCGCGGUAAUGAGCGACUGGUGGGCAUUGCAUGAGUUCUCUGCAACAGCAGGACUGGACAUGGAAAUGCCAGGCAACAGCAUUGACGGCAAUCCCAUGAACCAGGCCUACUUUACGCCCAACAACACUGCCACGCUGCCUUUGGAGAAGAUCCAGGACAUGGCUGCCCGGAUCCUCAUCGGAGUUGUGCGCUAUGGGCUCAUGGAGAACCCUGCCUGCACUCCCGCGAACAACGGCUGCCAGAAGCAGGUCUACGAAGUGGUGUCAACCACAGAUUCGCACAAGGAGCUGGCAACGCGCAUGGUGGCCGAGUCUGUCAUCCUGCUCAAGAACGAGAAGGACGUGCUGCCCUUCUCCGAAGAUCUUAAGACGAUUGCCCUGCUGGGUUCGGCCUGCAACGCGUCCAACGACGUGGAUGCCAUGCUGGGCCAGUGGGACCUAGGGAACUACUACACGGUGGGUGGCUCUGGGAGGGUCAUCCCGAAGCGACCCAGCACCAUCUUGGAUGCCACGAUUGCCUACUGCCAGAAGGCAGGAUGCACCGUGGUCUCUGAGCUCCAGGAUAAUGCUCAGGCUGCCCUGGCUACGGCGCAGUCAGCUGAUCUUGCAGUGAUCUGCUCCGCGACCACCUCUGCGGAGGGCCGGGACCGCCCCAACUUGUCCGUGGACCAGGAGGACUAUGUGAUGGCAGUGGCUGCAGGUAACCUUUCCAUCCCAAAGGUUUCUGUGAGCCUCAUCCCAGGCUCCAUCGUGAUGCCUUGGAUUCACGAUGUGGACGCCGCCGUCGUGCUCUUUCUAGCAGGAGAAGCGACGGGUUCUGGUCUCCUACAGGUGCUCAGUGGCGAGGUGACUCCAGGGGCCAAGUCUCCUGUGACAUUUCCCUUUACGGAAGAGGAUGCGAUUCCUCCUUGUGAGAAUGUCACAUGUGAGUACAAGGAAGGCUUGUGGGCCGGCUUCCCAACCUAUGAGCGAAAGGAGGUCUCGUUUCCUUUUGGGCAUGGGCUGUCCUACACCAGCUUCAGCUACCUUCUUCAGAGCCUGUCCGCCGGGUGCGACUCGGCGGCGCCUGCGGGGACGGUGGUCUGCGCAGAGGUGGUUUUGAUCAACAGCGGCGCCACGAUUGGAUCCGAAGUUGUCCAGCUUUAUCUCGGGUACCCCUCCGAGGCCGAGAUGCCACUGAAGCUACUGAGGGGCUUCCAGAAAGUCAAACUGCAAAUGGGGGAGGUGGUCAAUCUCCAGCUUCCUCUGACCCAGAAGGACAUAUCUACCUGGUCUCCAGAAAAGAAGGAGUGGGUCUUGCUAGAUGGGACUUACACUGUGUACAUUGGCUCUUCGAGUCGGGACAUCCGGGCUACGGAACAGUUUAACAUCACCAAUGGCGAGGUCUCUUUCUGA